CUAUCAUUUACCCAGAUGCCCAGCUUCAAGCCACCGCCCUUGGCGAACCUACGUUUGCAUUCCGUGGUACUGGAAGACAAGCUUCGCAGCUCAAGGACUGUGACCCCCGAGCCCGGAAGUGGGAUCUGGGCACGUGACAGGCUAUCGCGCAGAACUACACUUCCCAGAACGCUUGGGUCCUCGCGUGAACUACAUUCCCCAGAGGCCUUAGCGGCCGUCCCUAAUUCACCCCCUGCCCCGCCUCUCUGGACACCCGGCUUCAGCAGCAAGCGGCUCCGGGCCUCAGGUCCGCGCAGGCAGCGCCCAGGCAUCGCCAGGGGAAGGAUUCCGACCCCGGGUUGCUGUCCGCCGAAGCAGCGCUGGAGCCUCAGCCUGCGGCGCACGGCCGGGGAGGCGCGGUGCCCAGAGCCCCUGAGGUCUUGGCGAGAUCUGCCUUCUGGAGACUCCACCCAUCCUAAGGGAAGAGCCCAGAAAGAAGAUAUGGCUAUUGGACAGAGGGAAGCAAGGCCUCGGGUGUCACUGACGUUCGAGGAUGUGGCUGUGCUCUUUACGCGGGAUGAGUGGAGAAAGCUGGGUCCUUCUCAGAGAAACUUGUACCAGGACGUGAUGCUGGAGAACUAUAGUAACCUGGUCUCAUUGGGACUCCUGUUUUCCAAACCAAAAGUGAUCUCCCUGUUGCAGCAAGGAGAAGAUCCCUGGAAGGUAGAGAAAGAAAGUCCUGGAGGCCCCUCUCUAGGAUAUAAGAGCAGUCCUAAAACUACAAAGUCAACUCAAACUCAAGAUUCAUUAUUUCAGGAGCUAAUAAGGAAAAGACUCAAAAGGGAUGAACCCUGGAAUUUCAUAUCAGAAAAAUCCUGUGUAUAUGAAGACAGAUUAAAGAAACAAAAGGACAAAAAUGAAAGUUUACAAAUAAUUUCAAUCACCCAUACAAAACUCCUCACUGUAGAAAGAAGCCAUAAAAAUACUGACUUUGGCCAAAAUUUCAGCCUGAGAUCAGUCUUUGUGAAGCAACAGAGGGUCGCUAGAGAAAAAACACCCUCAAAAUAUGAAAUACAAAGAAAUAGCUUCAAGCAGAAUUCAAAUUUACUUAACCAACCAAAAAUCAAGAUAGCAGAGAAACGCUAUAAAUGUAAUAUAUGUGAAAAAGCCUUCAUUCACAAUUCAUCCCUUCGUAAACAUCAGAAAAACCACACUGGAGAGAAAUUAUUUAAAUGUAAAGAAUGUUUGAAAGCCUUUAGCCAAAGUUCAGCUCUCAUUCAACAUCAAAGAACUCAUACUGGAGAGAAACCCUAUAUCUGUAAAGAAUGUGGGAAAGCUUUCAGCCAUAGUGCGUCCCUUUGUAAACACCUUAGAAUCCAUACUGUGGAGAAAUCCUAUAGAUGUAAAGAAUGUGGUAAAUCCUUCAGCAGGAGAUCUGGCCUUUUUAUACAUCAAAAAAUCCACGCUCGAGAAAAUCCCCAUAAAUAUAAUCCGGGUAGGAAGGCAUCCGGCCUUCCUGGAUGUCAGAGAAUUCACCUCAGAAAGAAGUCCUAUUUAUGCAAUGAAUGUGGCAACACCUUCAAGUCUAGUUCAUCCCUUCGUUAUCAUCAGAGGAUUCACACUGGAGAGAAACCUUUUAAGUGUAGUGAAUGCGGGAGAGCCUUCAGUCAGAGCGCAUCUCUUAUUCAGCAUGAAAGAAUUCACACUGGAGAAAAGCCCUAUCGAUGUAACGAAUGUGGAAAAGGUUUUACUUCGAUUUCCCGACUGAACAGACACCGAAUUAUUCAUACUGGUGAGAAACUGUACAAUUGUAAUGAAUGUGGUAAAGCCUUAAGUUCCCACUCGACGCUGAUCAUCCAUGAAAGAAUUCACACUGGAGAGAAACCGUGUAAAUGUAAAGUGUGUGGGAAAGCCUUCAGGCAGAGUUCAGCCCUCAUUCAACAUCAGAGAAUGCACACUGGAGAAAGACCCUAUAAAUGCAAUGAAUGUGGGAAAACAUUCAGGUGUAACUCAUCCCUUAGUAACCACCAGAGAAUUCACACAGGAGAGAAACCAUAUCGAUGUCUGGAAUGUGGGAUAUCUUUUGGCCAAAGUGCAGCUCUUAUUCAACAUCAGAGGAUUCAUACAGGAGAAAAACCCUUUGAGUGUAACACAUGUGGGAAAACUUUCAGACAGAGCUCAUCACUUAUUGCCCAUCAAAGAAUUCAUACUGGAGAGAAACCCUAUGAAUGUAAUACAUGUGGCAAACUUUUCAGCCAGAGGUCAUCCCUUACUAAUCAUUACAAAAUCCACAUUGAAGAAGAUUCCUUGAAAGUAGAUUUGCAUGUGUGCAAGCCUUAAACCAAAGCUCAUCAGAAGAUACAUAUUUGAGAUUGAUUUAAUAAAUGUAAUGAACAUGAGAAAACUUUUAAUUUUGUUUUCAUCAGAUAUUAAAUUCUAAGGAUAAAAAGCUUUGAGUAUAUAAUGAGUAUAUGGAAAACUUUUGUACCUUUCCGUCACUUUUGAAAAUAUCCCAAGACAAGUAAAUCACAGUUGCAAAUACUGAUUUUAACCACUUGUAAGAUAAAAGAUGGGGAUUUUUCUAUCUCUUUAUAGAGCAUUAUACACUAUAUGUGAUAGGUAAACAUGAGAAAAAUCUGGGGGUAGGAAUUCUGGGUUUCUCAAAGACAUCAACUGUAUGAGCCAGUAGCAAAAGAUAAUUGAUCUUAAAAUAUAUGCACAUGUAGACCAAAUAAUAGAUAAAAAACAAACUGCAAACUACCUCAGUCUCUGGAAUUUGCCUUUUGCAAAACUGUUGUCAAACGUUCUGCAUGGUUUUCAUUAAAAAAGAGAAAGGAAAAAAAAAAACCCUGUUCUCUUACUCCUUUAUUCUUCUAGUUAUUUCCAAACUACAUCUAAGGGUCUCCC
Messenger RNA from Acinonyx jubatus (cheetah), 2886 nucleotides. Its product is annotated as zinc finger protein 354B. Bases 16 to 2319 code for a protein of 767 amino acids. The transcript is spliced from 5 exons. Gene Ontology annotation, biological process: regulation of immune system process; negative regulation of transcription by RNA polymerase II; regulation of cytokine production. The record is from RefSeq and is a predicted model, not a curated record. Lineage: Eukaryota; Metazoa; Chordata; Mammalia; Carnivora; Felidae.